This is a messenger RNA of Antechinus flavipes (yellow-footed antechinus), 668 nucleotides long. RefSeq names its product uromodulin-like. Gene Ontology annotation, cellular component: apical plasma membrane; cell surface. The coding region runs from base 1 to 621 and encodes 206 amino acids. Gene Ontology annotation, biological process: neutrophil migration. The transcript has 6 exons. NCBI's taxonomy places the organism in Eukaryota, Metazoa, Chordata, Mammalia, Dasyuromorphia, Dasyuridae. The record is from RefSeq and is a predicted model, not a curated record.
AUGGCUACCUCCCUACACUCCAAAAUCCAUGUUGUAGGCACUGGAGAAUCCACCAUCACCUUGUCCUUUUUCACUGAUGCCCAGUACUCUUCCUUGCUUGUGGACCAGCCUGUGGCCCUCAACACAACAUUAUAUGUGGCCCUAGAAGCCACCAAUGCUGAUCCAGAGCGGUUUGUUCUAGUGGUCAAUGCUUUCUUUGCCAGCAUCAAUGCUUCUGGGCCUUCAGCCCCUGAAAGUACCUACUACUUUGUGCAACAGAGCUGCCCAGUCAGUGACAAGUUACUCAUGCAGCCAAACACAACUGGGGAUUCCUUGAAAGUGAAGCUGGCCUUCCGUGCGUUCCGUUUCUUCUCCAGCGAUGUCUUAUAUUACCACAGCCGUGUGACACUGUGUGACAAGCUGGGGAAGAGCUCCUGCCAACCUAACUGUACUAGGAUGCACCAGAAACAGAGGAAGUGGGUUGAGCUGGAAUACCAAAACAAGAAUGGGAGUGGUUGGCUAACAUAUGGGCCAGUCCGGUUCCAAGAUUCUGAUCCUUCCCACAACAGGGCCCCAACAGGACCUAUGAGGAUUUGGCUGACAUUCCUUCUCCUGGUGGUGAUCAGUUGGAUGCUGGCAUGAGAUUCCCACUUCCCUACCAUCCUUUUCCAAGAGUCUAUUAGGAAAUA